Molecule: messenger RNA, 498 nt
Organism: Caenorhabditis remanei
Lineage: Eukaryota; Metazoa; Nematoda; Chromadorea; Rhabditida; Rhabditidae
Exons: 4
Coding region: 1-498 (165 amino acids)
Cellular component (GO): mitochondrial inner membrane peptidase complex; membrane
Molecular function (GO): serine-type endopeptidase activity
Source: RefSeq, a predicted model, not a curated record
AUGGCGCAAACGUCUACAAUCAAAAGCCUGUGGCAUUUCACUAAAGGAUCGGCUCUAAUCUACUGCGUCUGUCACACCUUCGCUAAGCAUGUUGGAGAAUUAGUAAUCUGUAGUGGGCCUUCAAUGCACCCGGCUGUUCAAGACGGAGAUUUCGUGCUUUCUGAGCGUUUAACCAUCAAAAACAAUAAUGUGCAAAUUGGUGACAUCGUUGGUUGCGAGAAUCCUCAAAAGGCAAAAGAAUUGUUAUGUAAACGUGUUGUCGCAAAAGAAGGGCAUCCUGUAGAAUCGCAUCUAUUACCAUCUGGGCGUGUACCGAUCGGCCACGUUUUCGUCGUAGGAGACAAUCUAGCAUUAUCCACAGAUUCCAGACAAUUCGGUCCAGUACCUGAAGGUCUCGUUCAAAUACGUCUUACUCUUCGAAUAUGGCCACUCAACCGCUUCGGAUGGGUCUCCGAUCAUUGGUUCUGGGAUAAAACCGAUCAGAACAAAAAAGGAUAA